This is a messenger RNA of Metopolophium dirhodum (rose-grain aphid), 1496 nucleotides long. RefSeq lists its product as uncharacterized. The record is from RefSeq and is a predicted model, not a curated record. Bases 35 to 631 code for a protein of 198 amino acids. Lineage: Eukaryota; Metazoa; Arthropoda; Insecta; Hemiptera; Aphididae. The transcript is spliced from 4 exons.
UACAUUUUCAGAUCAUAAUUCACACUAAUUAACUAUGAAGUAUUUUUUUAUACUUUUAGCAGAUUUUAUGAUUCUUGUCAAUUCUGAAUUACAAGAUGUCAAGUUCCGCCCAAAUUUUCCACUAGGAGAAUAUCGAUUACAUUUCAACUCUAUUCAACGGUGUAAUCAGAAAUGCGCUAUUCAGUUUAAUUUUUAUUUAUUCAAGACAUCUAGAACUAAAGUUGAACUAAGAGGAAAUAUGACGUCUGCAAAUAAGGCAUUUGAUGAUAGUUUAUGGUUUAAUGGUGCUAUGUCAGUAAAAGAUAAAAUUGGUACAUGGCAAAAUAAUGCGUACGUUUAUAAAUCGCCCCAUGCUUACAAAACUUUAAAAAAAAUUCUUGGAGGUGAAUUUAAAUUUUUUUCAAAUAGCUUUGGACUCAAUGACACAGAACAAAAUUCAUUUCCACCGGGAACAUAUGUCACCAAAGGUUAUGAUUUAUCGAACUAUCCAUCAAAUACAAAUUUGCCAAAACAAAUUUUUUAUGGAACUUACAAAUUUAAUAUUAAUUAUACGGAAAAAAAUGGCGAUGUAGUUGCAUGUUUUAUGGUUUUCAUUGAUGUAAAACGUCUAUGGGAAUCGGAAUCGGAAUGAAUUUGUUAUUUUAUGCUUAGUGUUGGUAAUUUGUUAGAAAUAUACGUUAAACAUUUAAAAAAAAAAAUUAAAAUUAAAAAAAAGAUUCAAUUAAAUGGUUUUUUUGAUAUAAUUAUGUUUAUCUAGCUUAUAAUUGUUAUUACAGAGAUAUUAUAAUUUCCCAAAAAAUAAUUAUAAUCGUAAAUUUCAUAUGCCUAUAAAUAGAUCAACGUGAGACGAAAUAUUUUUAAAAUGUUAUGGUUUAUAGAAAAUUCUAUAAUAUAUAAUAUUAUGUAAAAAUCCAGUGGACAUUUUAUGUAUCUAAAAUCUAAGGUAAUUUUUUUUAAAGUUACACCUGAAACCAAAAUUGAUUUUGUUAAAAACCGGUAUUGCGUGAAAACUGCCGUUUUUCCUUAGUUGUUUUUUGUUUUUUCUGGAGCAUUUACAAACUAAGUCUAAAUUGUUGACCUCCCAAAUUUACCUAGAUUCAUUUUCCUACUGAAAAAAAAAUACUAAAAUCGAAUUCGAAGCAUUUUUUCGAACCUAACCUAACCUUGUAGGUAAAUCGCAAUGAAUAAUACUUUUUGUUCUGAAGUCCAGCCAUUAAUAUGGCUUGCUUUAUUGUACUUCUGGAUAAAUAAGUGUACACUUUCAUUAAAAGCUCCCGAAAAUUUGGUCGGUUUAUAAAAUGGUAGUCUUUUAGACAUGUUCAGAUUUUUGUGUAUUAAGUUUUAAAAUUUUUACGAUGUUCAUUAAGUUGUAUGAUACAUUUUUAUUUGCUAUAUAGAUAUGAAAUUUAGGUUUAUAUUAUAACAUAUACGUUUGUAAUAUUUUGAUUUAUUAUAGAAUGGAUAGUAUAAUAUGGUUUAGCGAUUCAGUUAUUUUA